CCCCACAAUUCUGUGCGACCGUUGCAUCGAUUGAAAAUGGCGGCGAUUAAUGGAUGGAUGUGCGCUUGAGUCGGCUUCAAAUCAGUUUCCAGUGGCUUCUGGUGUGACAGCGCUCCCUUUUCCUGUCCUGGCCUGCACAUGUGUAGGAGCACACCUGGCCCAUGGACCUGUCCGUAGCAUCGGGCUUCAAACCGAAGCCGGCUUUCCUGCCUGGUGAAGUGGCUGAACUCCCUGACAGAAGCCCGCCAGCCAAACCCCAGGCUGGGGGUCCACUUUCCCCUGGCCCUGGCCAGCCCUCCCCGUCUGCUGCUGCCUCUGUGGACUCCACCUUUCCCUCUGACCAUGUUAGCGAACUGGACGGAACUGCCAUUUCUUCAACAUCUCCUCCAUCGUCUCCUCUGCCCAAAGACUCUAAACAACCAAGAGAAAUGUACGAUCCAUUUUCUCCAACUGAUGCAGAGAAAGAGGAGAGAGCUGGGUAUGAAGAGGAGGUAGCUGAGAAGUAUGACCCUUUUGAGCCAACCGGUUCUCCUGCAUCAGACCAUGAUAUGAGCAAUGAGUAUUUGAAGAACCAGGUAGAAGAACAAGUACAAAACAAUGAGCCUACCAAAAUGGAAGAAAGCAUGGAAGAACCACCUGAUUCCACAGACACACUGGUUGAUUCUCCCAAGCACUCCCCCGGUCUGCUGUCUCUGCGACGCACAGUGGACUGCAGCACCAUCAAAGAGGAGCACACAGACUCGGAGCACUCGGAGAUAGAGGAGGGGGAGAUAGUGGGACUGGCCGACCGGGAGGCAGGGCUCAAACGGCCAAUCAUGGAAAGCCUCUCAGUCAACUCUCCAAGUGCCACCUUUUUUGGUACGAAGCCCGAGCGGAUCCUGCGAGUCCUGGACGGGGACGGGUUCGUGUCGGUGCGGGCUGACCCGGACUGGCCUGUGAACAGGGAGCCUGAGGAGGAGCUGGUGGUAGGGGUGGAAGAUCUAAGGAGGAAGUUGGUGAGCAGGCGCAAGGAGAGGUACAUCACAUUUCCAGGAUCCUCCAUCACUCUCACCACCGAAACAACCCCACCCUCGGGACACCUACACAGUCCGCCGCCAACCCCACCACCAGCCCCGCUCGAUGAGGAGGAUGGCAAGAUGCACAAGUCCUGCAAGAGUACCAACGACCGAGACAGGCAGAAGAGCAAGGAUAGAAAGAGCGGAGCGAAGGAAGAGAAGAGAAAAAAGAGGAGGAAGGAGAAACGUAGUCAGCACAAGAGCAAAGAUGCAGCGAAGGAUGAUCUGAAAAGCGCCAAGGAGACAAAGUCCAAGAGUUCGAGUCACAGCCGAAGCUCGAAGAGGAAGAAGCGGCAGCAUGGAAUCCUGGACGCCAUAGGAGUAGAACGCACUUCCAGGAUAUCACCGGAGCGCUCCCGAGACAGGCCAGUGGACACGAGCAGACAUGGGGACAGAGACAGGGACAGAGAUCGCAGCCGGGACAAGAACCGGGAACUAGACCAGAGUCGAGACCGCAACAGUGAGCGCAGCCGGGACAGACAUCGAGAGCGCAGCAGAGAGAGGACGCGAGGAGACAGAGAGAGGAGCAGGGAGAGAGGAGACAAUGAGAGGAGCAGGGAGAGAGGAGAGAAGGAGAGGAGCAGAGACAGAGACAGAUACUGGGACAGACACAGGGACCGCGACAGAGACCACAGAGACCGCCGAAGCCAAAGAACUGACGAGGGCGAUUCCAGGGGCGGGAGGAAGAGAGUGCAUGACUCCAGAAGCCGAGAGCGAGACAGUUCAAAGAGGUCCAGAAGGAACUCGGAGAAGAACGAUGGAGACCGUGAGAGAAAUCGGGACAGAGACAGAGAGAGGGACAGAGAGAGGAGACGGGACGGGCGCCCUGUGGUACCCCCGUCUAUCCAGGAUCUCAACGGCUCCGACCUGUUCGCCAUAAAGAGGACAAUUACCGUCACCACUACCACCACGACCACCACUGUUCCAGGCUCCCCACGGCUGGCCCCCGAUUCCCCCAACAGGUCGCCCCUGGACAUGGACAAGUCUCACCGGAAAAAGAAGCGGAAAGGACGCUCGAGUCCCGGCGACAGAGUACGCCCCAGCCACUCACUCUCGCCCCAGCGCUACCACAACUAUGAGUCUGAUCGUUAUUCGGAUAAGCUGGACAUCGAUGUGCUGUCCUUGGAUGGAGAGGCGUUAGACUCAGACUACCCCUCCUUAGAAGACACGCCUCCACCAGCUCCACCCCCACCUUUACCCAGUCCCAAAGCCAAACCCAUGUCCAAGACUGGUCAACUGAAAAGGAAGUCAUUGAAGAAGAACUCAGAAUCCUCCAGAACCAAAAGUAAAACACUCACGGGGUCUGCAGAGUCAGAUAUUACAGCAGUUUCGUCUGGGCUCCCUGUGGUUAAGCGAACGCGCAAGGUAAAGGACAAAACUCGCGACAAGGGCAGUCGCAAAGAGUUGGGCCGCUCUGGAAAGUCGAAGAAGGAUGGCACCACUAGCCGGAAAGGCAAGCUGCAGUCCAAGGUGUCUGUGCUUGUGCGUGAGGGCGUCAGCAGCACCACAGGCUCCUCAGGGAAGCUGGGUAUGGACCUGUUAGGGAGUGGAGGGCCUGGAGGAGGAGCAGGCGGUUCGGUGGUGGGUGGCUCCAUCGCAGUUGUAUUUUGCAGAGACAAUGAGAGCAGAUCUCCGUUCCUAAAGCCUUGCUCAGAGCCGCUCUCACUGGGAGGGCGAGGCAAAGAUCUGAGCUCCAUAGGGAAGCGCAGUAGCCUGGCUGCACCACCAUCCUCCAUGAACAGUCCAGCAACUCUUCCAUCCCAGAAGGCUAAGCCUGGCUCCAUCACCUCCACCUCCUCGUCAGCCUCGUCACCCUCUUCAUCUCUGGUGACAAAGCGGCGGCGGCGCCUGGUGAAAAAGACAAGAGAGAAGGGCGGGGCUGGUGGUUCCAAAGCUGAGGAGGGCACUCAGGGUGCAGCCAGUGCCUGGGUAGGAGCCUCCACAGAGCCUCCAGCCACGUCCGGAGAGGUGUGCAAGGCUGCCAGCCCUCACCCAGGCCCUGCUGGUUCUGUACCCUGCUCCUCCUCCUCUUCCUCCUCCUCCACAAGUGUGCUUCCUCCCUCCUCCUCACCCCCUCCCUCUCCUCCCCCCUCAGCAGCUCCGAUGCGGGACAUGAGGGAGUCCUCUCCAGACUCUCAGACUGUGGAUAGCAGCUGUAAAACUCCAGAGCCAUCGUUUUUGGUAGAGGAGUGCCCCUCUCAAACCAGUCCCACUACACCACGCUCAUCCAGUCCCUCCAUCAUGCCUACGUCCCUGGGCACCGGUCUGAGCCUAACCCCCACAGACCCCCCGAAGCCCUGCAGCCCUCCCCCCUGCCCCUCCUCCUCUGCUGUCUGUGGCCUAUCUUCUCUGUCCUUGGACCCCUCUUCCUCCUCUGUGUCCUCCUCAUCAACCAACAAGCCCCCACCACCUCCACCUCCCCCCACUGCUCCUGCUCUGCCUUGGAGCCUGCAGACUGGUGUGGACUGCACUGCCGGAGGCGUGCUCGCAUUGACUGCCUUGCUUUUCAAAAUGGAGGAAGCUAAUAUUGCCAGUAGGGCCAAAGCACAAGAGUUCAUCCAAGCUACUAGUCAGAUUUUGUCCCAGGCCAAUCAGAGCCAGCCUACCCCCACUGCCUCGUCACAAGUCCCACCCUCGCUCCCGCCACCGUCUCGCGUUAGCCCUGGGCAGUUCAUCCUGCACAACUCCUCCCAUCUGCACCCAUGCGCUCAAACUCCGCCCCCAGUCGGGCUCUCGGGGCUCAGCAGUAGCAUUGGGGAUUCUGGCUGGGACAAUGACAACAAAGACCCUGACAAGUACCUGAAGAAGCUACACACGCAGGAGAGAGCAGUGGAGGAGGUGAAGCUGGCCAUCAAACCAUACUAUCAACGCAAAGACAUCAACAAAGACGAGUACAAAGACAUCCUCCGCAAAGCAGUUCACAAGAUUUGUCACAGCCGCACUGGAGAGAUAAACCCAGUCAAAGUGAGCAACCUGGUAAAGCUGUAUGUGCAGAGAUACAAGUACUUCAGAAAGCAUGGACGCAAAAUGGAUGGGGAUGACCGAGAGGACCGGGAACCUGGGGGUCUGCACUCCUCUGCCUGAGACUGACCCAGCCUGGGAGGGCUGCCCUCCUCUGAAGGGCUGACCCAGCCUGGGGUUGCCUGUCCUCCUCUGAGGGGCUGACACUCUUAGAGGGCUAUGCUCCUCUGCCUUGUAGUGCAUUGGCUCUCAUAGACAUGCUUUUAUCUUACCUUUUAGAAGUCUCCGUCUUGUUGCUGUGAUCUGACUGUAAAUGUUUCACACAGAUACACAUUUUGGAGAGUGGAGGCAGUAAACCUGUGUGUACUGAGACAAACUGUGCAAUAAAUGGCCUUUGUGAUGUA
Periophthalmus magnuspinnatus is the source of this 4420-nucleotide messenger RNA. RefSeq names its product SR-related CTD-associated factor 1 (gene scaf1). The transcript has 6 exons. Gene Ontology annotation, molecular function: RNA polymerase II C-terminal domain binding. NCBI's taxonomy places the organism in Eukaryota, Metazoa, Chordata, Actinopteri, Gobiiformes, Gobiidae. The record is from RefSeq and is a predicted model, not a curated record. Bases 162 to 4139 code for a protein of 1325 amino acids.